AUGAGUGAUCUUCAUACAUCAUUAUUGAACGAUAAUGUCUCUUUUGAUUAAUUGUAUGAGAACGUGAAAGCAUAACUCAUAGACUACCAACAAAGUGUUGACGAAUUGCAAGUAUCAGGGGAAUCAGAAAUUGAUUAGCACAAUGUCAAUCAAGUGUUUCUACAAUUGAAGGCUAUCUAAUUGGAGCAUAUGAACAUUAAAGAGAACAUCAUUAAAUUGGAGCAAUCAUCUAGGGGAGUUGACCAACGAAAUAAAACCAAGAAGUUAAGAGAUUUGUACAAUAGUCAUCUCCAAAGACAUCAACAGUUAUAUAAAAAUAUGAUUAAUGAUUGUGGAUAUGAAUCUUUAAAGGAAGUGCUAAAAGAUAUUGAACGAAUGAUGAAAAUGACAUCAAAAUAAGAUGUUCAAAAUUUUACAUUGAAUCAUUCGUCCAAUAAUCAAAAAAAUGCUUAAAAUAAUUCAUAAUUAUAAAUGAUGGAUGUCUAAUAAUUUGAACAAUUCGACCACCUUGAAUGGCACAAUGAAAUCAUUAAAUAAAAUUAAGAGGAAAUAGAUUAAAUCUAAUAUAAGACAUAAACAAUUAAUAAAAUCGUAUAAGAUUUAGCUUUGGAAAUAGAACAUUAGGAUACCUAUUUUGAUGUGAUAGAGACUAAUGUCACAACAACUAAGGAGAAUGUUAUCAAAACUUAAGACUAAUUAACUAAAACAUAAGAAUAAUAGAAAAGUGGCAAAAAGAAGUUGUGGUGCAUGUUAAUUUGUGCUGUUGUUGCAUUCUUAGUUUUGUUAUUAAUUUUAUUAUUGUGA
Paramecium tetraurelia is the source of this 804-nucleotide messenger RNA. RefSeq lists its product as uncharacterized. Lineage: Eukaryota; Ciliophora; Oligohymenophorea; Peniculida; Parameciidae. The record is from RefSeq and is a predicted model, not a curated record. Gene Ontology annotation, cellular component: SNARE complex; membrane; endomembrane system. The transcript has 3 exons. Gene Ontology annotation, biological process: vesicle fusion; intracellular protein transport; vesicle-mediated transport. Gene Ontology annotation, molecular function: SNAP receptor activity; SNARE binding.